CAAAGUUACUUGCUAAGUAUGUAUUCACCGAUCCGAGCCACCAAACUUUGAAGGAAAGCAAAAACAAGAACAAAACAAAGAAAGCAAAACUCAGAUGAUUAAUGUGGACAUUUCUUUUUCAGGUAUGGCGACCCAACAGGCCGGAACCGAAUAGGAGUUCAUCCUUGUAAGAAAAAGAAAUGAAAAAAAGAUGUGCCAGUGGGCUGGGUUUGAUUUUGCUUCUUUCUGACUCAUUCCUAUUGUGCAUGCAUGUAUGCGUAGUUGCCUUCUUGGCGGGUUAUCAGGCACCCUACGUUUGUUAUUUACGUAGGGUUGUACGGGAGUAUUUGCUGGUAUGUUGGGUCGGUGUAUUGUGUUUUUCACUGGUUUGGUUUUGUUAUGUUUGUUGUCGUUUUGGUUUAGGAUGUAAGUAGCUAUAUUGAGGGUAAAUAUAGCCAGGUAGAUGAGGUGAGCGAGUGGUAUAUUU
Messenger RNA from Aspergillus piperis CBS 112811, 466 nucleotides. RefSeq lists its product as uncharacterized. Bases 180 to 413 code for a protein of 77 amino acids. NCBI's taxonomy places the organism in Eukaryota, Fungi, Ascomycota, Eurotiomycetes, Eurotiales, Aspergillaceae. The record is from RefSeq and is a predicted model, not a curated record. The transcript has a single exon.